AUGUGGGUAAAUUCUGCAAUUAUUCUAAAUGUUAAAAGUCCAAGUAAAUUCCUACAAGUCAUUGGAAUAAAAUCCGAUAUUUGUACCCGCCAAUUUUGUGGUCGACUUCGAUCCUUUGCUCUCCAUGUUUUCAACCCGGCAGGAGAGAAAUUGGUGACCAUUCGGAGGGACUUUAAAUGUGGAGCUGUUUUAGCCUCCUGCCAUCUCUGUUGCUGUUGUUUCUGGCAUUGUGGACGAGCUGAUUGCGGAAAGGGCUGUCAAAAUUUCGUUUCCAAUUUUAUGCAGGAAAUCUUCCUCGAAGCGCCUGACGGUGAAAUUCUUGGCAAAGUUAAGCAAGAGUGA
Messenger RNA from Rodentolepis nana, 342 nucleotides. The record is from the annotation of a GenBank genome assembly. Lineage: Eukaryota; Metazoa; Platyhelminthes; Cestoda; Cyclophyllidea; Hymenolepididae.